Daucus carota subsp. sativus is the source of this 4646-nucleotide messenger RNA. RefSeq lists its product as uncharacterized. Bases 3580 to 4020 code for a protein of 146 amino acids. The record is from RefSeq and is a predicted model, not a curated record. NCBI's taxonomy places the organism in Eukaryota, Viridiplantae, Streptophyta, Magnoliopsida, Apiales, Apiaceae. The transcript has 8 exons.
AGCCCCUUUUGUGUUCAUUUAUUCAGCCGUUUUUAUGAUGUUUUUCUUUUGUUUCUUUUAAAGAAAACCCGUACUCACUCCUCUAUUUUUCUCGCAUCUCCCCCUCCCCUGCUUGCUUCGUUUUAUUAAAAUAACCAAAUCAAUUUUCUGUUUUCUUUUCACUGAGUUUGCUGCACUUUAUUUGUCUGAGUCGCGUUGUUUUCAUUUGGGGUUUGUUUUGUACUGAGUUCACACACUGAGUCACCAGUCGAGUCACAAUUCCGAGUUCCCAGUUGAGUAGCGUAGCGAGUCACUGAGUCUUAGAGUAGAUUAGUUGAGUUCUAGUGUUUGAGUUCGAGUUUCUUGCUAAGUCGUUUUCAUGGUCAUGUGAUGAGUCCGUUUUCUGGGUUCUCCGAGUCCAUCGAGUCGCCUCUGUUCUAUUGCCGAGUUGGGGUUUGUGGUAGUUGAGUCAGUUUGUUAUGCUUCGUGUUUAGUAUUUUUUCGAGUCUGUGUUUUUGCUGGGCGGUUUAAAAGCAGAGUCAGAAUAGCUGGGUAUUUCGUUUUUUUCGAUUUUCUGGUGUUGCUCAAUGCUGUAGUUUAAUCGAGUCAUGUGCUGAGUUUACUAGAGUCCAAAUUUUCGAGUCUUUAGUUUUGUUUCUAAAUUUUUCGAGUCAUAGCGAGUUCUUCUGCUGAGUCAGCUGUUGAUUUGUUUGGGUUUUGGCUGUUAGUUUUUAGUGUCCUAGUUUCAUCAACUGAGUCAGUCACUUCUGCUUCGAUCGAGUCACUGUCUGUAGUCGAGUACUGGGCGUUUUCUGUUUGUUAAAUCAUCUUCUUCGUUUCGUUGCUGCGUUUUUUUUCCGAGUAGCUGAGUCGUGUGUUGCCAAGUCGGUAUCUGCUUGCUGCGUUUUGACAAGUUGUAUCACUGAUUAGUUUUGUUGAGUAAGAGUUUUAAGGCUGUGUUUUCUUGUUUGUAGCAGGUUAAUAACGUAAAUGGUUUGGCAGUAGCGUGGUGUUGUAUGUCUGAGUUCUGAGUAGCUGCUUUUCUUUGGUUAAUAUAAAGUUGCUGUGAUUCGUUUUUGUUUAGUUUACAUCGGGUCCUUUGCCAUGCUACCUAUCAUUUUGUUUGCAUAUUUCCCCGUAUCGAGUUUAAUUUAGAUUUAUUAAUAGUUAAUAUUUUUGGAUAAUUGGUAAUUAAUUAGUUUAGUUAAUUUGGAACUUUGAAUUAAUUUAGAAAAACCCCUCUUCACAUUAAUUAUUCUAAUUCGCCUAGGUUAAUUAUUAAAGGAUUGCGAAAAUAAUUUUAAUCUCUGUGGAUCGAAUCAUAAAUAUCAAAAUGGUGAUCGUGCGCUUGCGAUAUUAAUUGUAAUAUUUUUAGCACAUCAUAAAGUCGGAUUUGAUAGUAUGGUACGAAGCUCUAAUGAACCAUAAACAUGUUUUUGGGGCCGUUGACUGGUCAAUCCGUGAUCUUAUGCGACACAAAGAUGAGAAUAACCUAAAUAAACCGUUUGGAGGAAAGACAAUCUUAUUGGGUGGUGAUUUUAGACAGGUACUUCCUGUUCUGCCCCGGAAAGGCCGUGAAGACAUUGUGAUGGCAUCUAUUAACAAAUCAUAUUUAUGGGGUUAUUGUAAAGUUUUUAAACUUGAUAAAAAUAUGCGAAUAGAAACUGAUGUACGACCAUUCACAAUUUCAGGACAGCAGAUACCAUAUGCAGAUUGGGUUGUUGGUGUUGGCAAUGGGAUCGUGCCAACGAUACCAUUUAUUAAGGGGACCGUGCUAUCUUGACUCCAUUGAAUGAAGACGUUGAUCUUAUUAACAAAGAGGUUAUGAAAAGAAUUCCUAGUGAGUAAAUAAUUAUCUUCAUCAGUUUAUAUAAUAUAAUGGGUUAUAUUAUGGAACAAUAUAGUUUUUUUAUAGGGAACAUAAUGCUCCCAUCAAGUAUUUAGGUUUCUUAGACCUCUGCACAAAUGUGACUAUAUCUUUGUAUAGUGUGGACAUAAACAUGUCGGCGUGUGUAUUCCUUCCUCCUUCCUGCCCGUUCUACCAUAAUUGUAUGAACUAUUAGGGAAAAUGGCAACAUGUACUAUGUAUCAUAUGAUCAGAUGUGGAAGUUCAGAGUGUAGUAGUGACUGUAUUUAUAUAUAAAACUAAUAUGCAACUCAAUAGAAAUGUUUAAUUUCUGUUAAAUAAUUCCUGCAAUCAUUGAUUUUAUAAUAAUUAGUUUAAGUAGAAUGAUAUGUUAAAAGUUCGUUCAUAAAUCAAAAGAAUUAGAACUUAUUCUUAAAUGAAGAGGUAAGUUGUUCCCUACGAUUAACUUUCUAUAUUAUUCCUUCUACUUCUUCAAAUAUUUUCUCACUGUUAUUUCAGAUAUAUGCUACACCACUAUAAUUUAACUUUCAUCGGAUUGUUUGCAGGCCAGUCAAAAAUAUCGAAGUGUAGAUUCAAUUUGUAAAAGCACAAUUAAUUAUGAAUCAAUCGAAAACAUGUACACACCAGAAUAUUUCAUUUCUUUAAGAAUUGCAGGAAUACCUAAUCAUCAACUCGAGCUAAAAAUUGAAGCUCCAAUUAUUCUGUUAAGAUAUCUUGCUCCUAAUAAGGGAUUGUGCAACGGAACACGGCUGAUUGUCACUCAAUUAUGUUCCCGAGUUAUAGAAGUUGUCAUAGUUACCGGCAAUCAUAUUGGUGAGAAGGCUUUCAUCCCACGUAUUUGUAUGAGACCGACAGACACAACACUGCCUUUUGCACUAAAAAGAGUUCAAUUUCAUGUAUCCCUCUGUUAAGCAAUGACGAUAAACAAAAGCCAAGGACAGACACUAAAAUAUGUUGGGUUAUAUUUGGUAAGACCAGUUUUCAGUCAUGGACAAUUUUAUGUGGCGAUAUCGAGAGUAACCAUACCAUUGGGGUUGCAUAUAGUGUGUGAAAAAGAAACCCAUCCAAUUGUUGGCAUGACAAAAAAUGUUGUUUAUCAUGAGGUUUUUGCGAACUUGUGAUGAUAGGAACAAAUGAACUUCAAUUUUGUGGGGAUUGCCUGGAUUUAUUAUUCUUUCUUGGUAAUAUUUUAAUUCUAUGCAAUUUAAUCUGCCUACUACAUUUAGAAAAUUAAUAUAUAAAUGAUGUGGAUCGUUUCAAUCUCAGAACUAUUUCAUUCGGAAUAUAUUCAUUAUAUUAAGCAACUUCAUUGAGUGUUGUCAUGUAUACUGAUCACAUUUUUGUGUAAACAAAUGCAGGGAUUUAGGGACCUGGUAUUGGUCUUUGCAUUAGUAAUUGUUCAAUUUAUUUUAAUAUAAUACUUGGCCUCUGCAAGUAAUUAUUGUGACGUAUGCACUUCUUGGGGAUUGGUCGGAUUUACUAUUGCACCAUGGCCAAUUUGAAGGAUCUAGAGACCUGGUGUUUGCCUUUGGAUUAUUAAUUGUUCAAUUUAUUGAUAAUAAUACUUGGCCUGUGCAACUGAGUACUCAACCAAAGCAACCAAAAAUUCGAAUCAUCAAACAGAGUAAUGGAGCCAUGCAGAUUAUUGAAGAAACUAACUCUUGGAAGAGGAACAAGAUUCAUUAAAGUUAUAAUUUCAAGGGAAUGGGAAGGGAGGAAAGCAGGAGCAACAUAUGCCACAACCAAAACCUAUAUCAUUAUUGACGAAGAGAGGGAACCCAACUUCAGGCCGGAAAAGUUUGCAACUUGGAACUGUAUACUUGAUCUCAAACUACGAUGUAGUCCCUGCGCCCGAGACUUACAGGCCUAUGGCGGGAGAGUAUGCUAUCAACUUCCAUCAAAAGACUAGUGUCAAGAAAAUUGGUGAUGUACCAGCUAUACCUAUGUUUCAAUUUCGGCUGAAGACUUUCGAACAGGCAAGAGCAAGACUGGGAGAUUUUGUAAUUCUUAUAGAUGUUGUGGGAAAGUUGAAAGAUUAUACCGAUAUACAAACUACAAAAAGCGGGAAGAAGUCAUUAGAUAUUGUCCUCUCAGGCGAAAGGGAUGAGAUAAAAGUCACACUAUGGGAGAAUCAAGCAUUUGAUUUCCUUAAGCGGGAAAAUGAGUACAAUUAGCCAAAUGUCAUUGUUAUCAUAACUGGUACUUCCACAAGACUCUUGUCAGAGGAGAAUUUGUGUUGUGGUCAAGCAGUUCAACAUAGUACUUUUUCAAUAUUGACCACGCAGCUGUCACAACACUACGUGAGAGUACUAAAUUCGAUAAUACUAUAAUCCCACCCUUGUGCCAUCUAUGAGGAGCCAGGAGCAACCAAUUACGAAAAAUGUUAAAACUGUACCAAUAGAAGAACUGUUUGGAGCACAACUACCGGAUGGAGAAAAUGUAAGAAUAACUAUCAUAAUUUUUGUCAUUGAUAAUGCAAACUAUAACAAAAAAAACUUAUUUACUCACAAUAUACAUUGCCUGCUGUUAAUUUAAUGUGCAGUUUAUUGAAUUCUAUACUAAAGCAACUGUGAUUAGGUUAUUUCAUGCCCAUGGAUGGAAUUAUAUUGGCUGCAACAAGUGCGGCAAAAAAAUGAAUGACUUUGGCCAAUGUAGCAAAUGUUCUGAUGAAACAAAACCAAUACCGGUAUAUAUAGUAACACUUGUAGUUCAGGAUUCAACUUUCGAUACGUCCUUUGUCAUAUUUGAUAGACAUGUCAUGCAACUAAUAAAAGUCUCAGCACAACAUUUACUCAACAGU